UCGGACCUCCGGCGCCUGCGUAAAGUCCUCCAGGCCAACAGGAGGCGAUGAGGCGGUGCUUAAAACUGGCGGCGCUGGUUUAAGCCGGAGGAAGUCGCGUUUAGCGCUGUGACGUCGGCGGCCGCUUGGAGUGCGGACGGGGCUGUAGCUCCAGGAUGAACGCCCCUCCUGCCUUCGAGUCGUUCUUGCUCUUCGAGGGCGAGAAGAAGAUCACCAUUAACAAGGACACCAAGGUACCUAAUGCCUGUUUGUUCACCAUCAACAAGGAAGACCACACCCUAGGGAACAUCAUUAAAUCGCAGCUGCUGAAGGACCCACAGGUGCUGUUUGCUGGCUACAAAGUCCCCCACCCCUUGGAACACAAGAUCAUCAUACGAGUGCAGACCACCCCGGACUACAGUCCCCAGGAGGCCUUCACCAAUGCCAUCACCGACCUCAUCAGCGAGCUCUCCCUGCUGGAGGAGAGGUUCCGGGUGGCCAUCAAAGACAAACAAGAAGGGAUUGAGUAGGCAGCCGGAGGUUUCAUGUGGCCUGGGAGCCCAGUCCCUGCCCCCCCACUACUUUGCUCCUGGCACCGUGCAGAGGAUAACAGCCAGGCCCAGCUGCAACCUCUGGGGCUCCUGUGUUCACCCAGCCCUAACACUUAGGUGUCUGGCAUAGCUUCAUCCUUCUAAGCAAGCGUGGCCAGAAGUAGCGGUGACUUCACGGCACGUGUACUGUCGGGUUCCAUGAGUCAGACACACCGAUUCUGGAAUCUGGGUGCUGCCAGCGAGGCGGUCUGGAGUAGAAGGGAUCCAGUGCCUGUCCACGCUGUGUUCUGGAAGUAGCAGCCAGGCCCACCUGUCUACAGCUGGAGCUAGGAUGGGCCCACAGGACAGCACACAGCUUUCCACAGGCUGCUUGGCCAUAGCAGGAAGUUUAAUAAAAAUACUCGCUGAUAAAAAACUCCA
This is a messenger RNA of Cavia porcellus (domestic guinea pig), 950 nucleotides long. RefSeq names its product RNA polymerase II subunit J (gene Polr2j). NCBI's taxonomy places the organism in Eukaryota, Metazoa, Chordata, Mammalia, Rodentia, Caviidae. Gene Ontology annotation, cellular component: RNA polymerase II, core complex. The transcript has 4 exons. Bases 156 to 509 code for a protein of 117 amino acids. Gene Ontology annotation, molecular function: protein dimerization activity; DNA binding. The record is from RefSeq and is a predicted model, not a curated record. Gene Ontology annotation, biological process: transcription by RNA polymerase II.